This is a messenger RNA of Penicillium bovifimosum, 1206 nucleotides long. Its product is annotated as mitochondrial 54S ribosomal protein mL44. Bases 1 to 1206 code for a protein of 401 amino acids. The transcript has a single exon. The record is from RefSeq and is a predicted model, not a curated record. NCBI's taxonomy places the organism in Eukaryota, Fungi, Ascomycota, Eurotiomycetes, Eurotiales, Aspergillaceae. Gene Ontology annotation, molecular function: double-stranded RNA binding; ribonuclease III activity. Gene Ontology annotation, cellular component: nucleus. Gene Ontology annotation, biological process: rRNA processing; primary miRNA processing; regulation of gene expression.
AUGAAGAGACUGCAGCUCCAACGAUGGAGCAGCUCAGUCCUUGCACCUCGGGCUCGGACUGUCAACCGUCUGCACCAACACAUCUACGGACAGCGGUAUCAAUCGACCGUUUCCCCGGUCCAGGCUCGGGAUGAUCAGACUGCAGCAAUUUUCGAGGACUCAACAACACAAGAUGAGCAAUUGGCUCAAAUCGUCAAGGACUCCCACACCCGCCGCUCGCAUCUCCAAUAUCCCUCACCCCCAGUCGAAGCAGCCCAACAAUCUGCAAAACUCGCUGCUCUCCACGCUCGACUUUACCUCCCCUCCAGAUUACCUGUCCAGACGCUUGCACGCGCACUAGUCGACCAAACCGCAGACCCUAACCCCAACUUCAACAAUGCAUCGCUGGCAACUCUCGGCCACGACCUCCUUUCCUACUACGCAACCGAGCACCUUAUUUGCACUUAUCCGCGUCUGCCUUUGACCGUGAUUUUUGCGGCCAUGUACGCAUAUGCUGGACCCAAGACUCUCGCUGCUAUGGCAAGAGAGUGGGGUGUCGAAAUGGCCACCUUGCCGGGUGGAGAGGUUGAUCCCGGUCUGUUGCAGUUCCGGAGGGUCGAGCCUGGCAGUGAAGUCGAGACCGGCUCAAGCAGAUCGGCACGCCCAUAUGAACAUAACAAACUCUGGAGGAAGACUGUCACUUCCAAGGUCUUCUAUGAUGAUGAAUUUGGUGACCCACUCAAGGGCCCUGGGAUGUCCGCCGGCGGUGUCACUACCGAGCAAGCGAGUGCAGAGUUCGUCCGCGCCGUCAUGGGCGCGAUCUACCUGCACGCUGGCCGUGCUGCCGCCAAGCGAUUCUUCGAGCAGCACUUCCUCUCACGACACCUCAACAUCUCUGAAUUGUUCAACUUCCGGGCACCGGCCCGUGACCUGACCCGCUUGUGCGCUCGCGAGAGCUUCGAGCGCCCUGUUGCCAAGGUCAUCAGUGAGACUGGUCGUCACAGCAGACACCCCGUCUUUGUAGUUGGUAUCUUCUCUGGUCAGGACAAGCUCGGAGAGGGCGCUGGCGCCAGUCUGAUUGAGGCCCGCGAGCGUGCUGCUGUCGCCGCGCUCAAGGGUUGGUACCUCUACAGCCCGCUCAAUGUGCGCGUCCCUAGUUCGAUGGAGGAGCCAUCGGCCCUGCCAUGGAAGCCGGUUCACGUCGACUUGGGCGAGGUCAUUGUUUAA